Messenger RNA from Cajanus cajan (pigeon pea), 1326 nucleotides. RefSeq names its product syntaxin of plants 111 (gene SYP111). Gene Ontology annotation, molecular function: SNAP receptor activity; SNARE binding. NCBI's taxonomy places the organism in Eukaryota, Viridiplantae, Streptophyta, Magnoliopsida, Fabales, Fabaceae. Gene Ontology annotation, biological process: intracellular protein transport; vesicle fusion; exocytosis. Gene Ontology annotation, cellular component: endomembrane system; plasma membrane; SNARE complex. The record is from RefSeq and is a predicted model, not a curated record.
CCGUUACGCUUUCCCUUCACAACUCAUAAAACUCCUUCACUUCCUUCUAACUUUCAUCACUCCCUUUCUAUUCUCAUCUCAUUCUGCUUCGCGCACAGAUUCCGCUUCAAUUUCCCUUCACUCUUUUCUCUCCAACAUCUUACACAACCAAAGGUUCUGAAAAUGAACGACCUAAUGACCAAGUCCUUCACCAGCUACGUGGACCUAAAGAAAGCGGCGAUGAAGGACGUGGAUUUGGAGGCCGGUGUGGAUCAAAACCAAAACCCUAAUGUGGAAUUAACCUCUUCCACGGCCCAUUUAGACACCGACAUGGGCCGGUUCCUGGAGGAGGCGGAGAAGGUGAAGGCCCAGAUGGGGGCCCUCCGCGACAUCCUUGGGAGGCUCCAGCAGGCCAACGAGGAGAGCAAGGCCCUGCACAAGCCCGACGCCCUCAAGGCCCUGCAGGGCCGGAUCAACGGUGACAUUGUCGCCGUUCUCAAGAAGGCCAGGGCGAUCCGGGCCCAGCUCGAGGAGAUGGACCGUGCCAAUGCCGCCAACCGGAGGCUCUCCGGCCUCAAGGAUGGCUCGCCGGCCAUCUACCGGACCCGGAUCGCCGUCACCAACGGGCUCCGCAAGAAGCUCAAGGAGCUCAUGAUGGAGUUCCAGGGCCUGAGGCAGAGGAUGAUGAGUGAGUACAAGGACACUGUAGGGAGAAGGUACUUUACUGUGACUGGGGAGUACCCAGAUGAGGAGGUGAUUGAGAAGAUCAUCGCCAAUGGGAACGAGGAAGAGGUUUUGGGUAAGGCCAUACAGGAGCAUGGUAGAGGGAAGGUUCUGGAAACUGUGGUGGAGAUUCAGGACAGGCAUGAUGCUGCUAAGGAAGUAGAGAAGAGUUUGCUGGAGCUGCAUCAGGUGUUUCUGGACAUGGCUGUGAUGGUUGAGGCACAGGGUGAGAAAAUGGAUGAUAUUGAACAUCACGUGUUGCACGCUUCGCAUUAUGUUAAGGAUGGGACCAAGAGUCUCCAGGGUGCCAAGGAGUACCAGAGGAGUAGCAGGAAGUGGAUGUGUAUUGGGAUCAUACUGCUUCUCAUUCUUAUUCUGCUUGUUAUUAUCCCUGUUGCUACCAGUUUCAGCAGUUCUUGAAAUUUUAGAGAUGGGCUUUGGAUUUUGGAUGAUUCUUCUUGACUCAUCCUCCGUUUAGAGUGCCAGAUGGGGGGUAUGAGAGAUCCCAUGUUUCUAUGUUGUUUUGUUUGGAAAUUUGUUUAAUUGUUGUAGUUAAGGUUACCUUAACCAUUUGAUUUUCUAUCUUUCCAAAAUUGAAAUAUAAUUGAAUCAUGUUUUUGCGUA